CGGGAACCCACGUGUGGCGCUAGGGCGCAUCGUGAAAGCGCACGCUUAAUCCAGCGAUCCGUGGGAUUGGGCAGAGGGAGUGGAGGUUGGUUUUGGGGAAAAAACACGAUUGGUAGAGUUGAGAGUCAAAUGUAUUGUCUCAGAUAUUUGUGCAGCCACGUCCUCUCUUGCUAACCUCCAUCCUCAACGCGGAGCUGUCCAUUGGCACUGGUGCUGAAACGCGUAGGUUCUCAAUCCCUCACAGCGGUGCGAGACAGAGUGUCGAGAGUAAAACAUUUGGAUGAUUGUGUUGACUUUAUAUAUUUUUGAGAAGCUUUGGUGGAUAUCCAUUGAUUUACUCAGCUUUCAUCAAGAGCGCAUCAAACGUCCACGUUCUGACCCGGUCAGUUAACGGACUCUUAAGAGGCAGAAAUAUGGCUUUUAUGGUGAAACAAAUGGUGGGAGGGCAUGUGAAGAACCUGACUGGGGGUUUGACUGAGGAAAAGCCCGAAGGAGAGAAAUCCGAAGCCGCAGCGGCAGGAAUGACCCAGGAGGAAUUUGAACAAUAUCAACAACAGUUAGAGGAGGAAAAGCAGGAAAGAGAUGCUAGUUUUGCGCAGAAGAAAGCUGAGCGGGCAACAGUUAGAAGUCACUUCCGGGACAAAUACAGACUGCCAAAGAAUGAGCUGGAUGACACUCAGAUCCAGCAGGCGGGGGAUGACGUGGAGCUGCCCACAGAGCUAGCCAAGAUGAUCGCUGACGACAACAAGGAGGAGGCGUCCAAAACAUCUGUCCUGGGCCAGCUGACCAACAUCCAGAAUGUGGACAUGGACCAGCUGAAGGACAAGGCCCAGGCCACGCUGGAAGACCUCAAACAGUCUGCUGAGAAGUGCAAUCUCAUGUGAUCUGGCUGGCUGACUGAAUUCCUGCUCUCUCUCUAUCUCUCCCUCCCUUACUCUCUUUAUCUGUACAACAAAGAAUCUGUGUAAGAUAUGAUCUAUGACCAUGUACAAACGUUGAUAGUCAUGUUGCUUUGAAUACACACACAUACAGUCAACACCGCCUCACACACACAAACAUACUGCAGCAGCUUCUGGCCAAGGAAUCUGAGUAAACACUGUCUAAGCUGUUGGGGAAUCAGAGUAAACACUGUCUAAGCUGUUGGGGAAUCAGAGUAAACACUGUCUAAACUGUGGGGGAAUCAGAGUAAACACUGUCUAAGCUGUGGGGGAAUCAGAGUAAACACUGUCUAAACUGUUGGGGAAUCAGAGUAAACACUGUCUAAACUGUGGGGGAAUCAGAGUAAACACUGUCUAAGCUGUUGGGGAAUCAGAGUAAACACUGUCUAAGCUGUUGGGGAAUCAGAGUAAACACUGUCUAAGCUGUUGGGGAAUCAGAGUAAACACUGUCUAAGCUGUGGGGGAAUCAGAGUAAACACUGUCUAAGCUGUUGGGGAAUCAGAGUAAACACUGUCUAAGCUGUUGGGGAAUCAGAGUAAACACUGUUUAAGCUGUGGGGGAAUCAGAGUAAACACUGUCUAAGCUGUUGGGGAAUCAGAGUAAACACUGUCUAAGCUGUUGGGGAAUCAGAGUAAACACUGUCUAAACUGUUGGGGAAUCAGAGUAAACACUGUCUAAGCUGUGGGGGAAUCAGAGUAAACACUGUUUAAACUGUGGGGGAAUCAGAGUAAACACUGUCUAAGCUGUUGGGGAAUCAGAGUAAACACUGUCUAAGCUGCUGGGGAAUCAGAGUAAACACUGUCUAAGCUGUGGGGGAAUCAGAGUAAACACUGUCUAAACUGUUGGGGAAUCAGAGUAAACACUGUCUAAGCUGUUGGGGAAUCAGAGUAAACACUGUCUAAGCUGUGGGGGAAUCAGAGUAAACACUGUCUAAGCUGUUGGGGAAUCAGAGUAAACACUGUCUAAGCUGUUGGGGAAUCAGAGUAAACACUGUCUAAGCUGUGGGGGAAUCAGAGUAAACACUGUCUAAGCUGUGGGGGAAUCAGAGUAAACACUGUCUAAGCUGUUGGGGAAUCAGAGUAAACACUGUCUAAACUGUUGGGGAAUCAGAGUAAACACUGUCUAAGCUGUGGGGGAAUCAGAGUAAACACUGUCUAAACUGUGGGGGAAUCAGAGUAAACACUGUCUAAGCUGUUGGGGAAUCAGAGUAAACACUGUCUAAGCUGCUGGGGAAUCAGAGUAAACACUGUCUAAGCUGUGGGGGAAUCAGAGUAAACACUGUCUAAACUGUUGGGGAAUCAGAGUAAACACUGUCUAAACUGUGGGGGAAUCAGAGUAAACACUGUUUAAGCUGUGGGGGAAUCAGAGUAAACACUGUCUAAGCUGUGGGGGAAUCAGAGUAAACACUGUCUAAGCUGUGGGGGAAUCAGAGUAAACACUGUCUAAACUGUGGGGGAAUCAGAGUAAACACUGUCUGCUGUGGGUGAAUCAGAGUAUUAGUCUUAUGCCAAAGACCCUUCGCAGAAAAUCAUUUAGACAAUGGCACAAAGUAUAUCAACUAGUCAUAUUAAGUGUGAGACUAAAUCCAACUUUCUUGUCUUGGGACCACAUUCAGUACAUUACAAACCAAGUGUCUGUCGCAGGUGUAAAUGUAUUUGCGGUUAGCCUGUGCUGUUGUCCAUCUAGUCUAUGGUCAUUAACUCGUUGGGGCCUUGCUAAGAGACAGCUCGUCCUCUGUGAUGCCAACCCAUCUAACCUUUCAACUCUAGCCUUUAACCUGUCCUCAUAUUGACCCCUGACCUCUCCAUCUCAGUGUUGUUUUGUGCUGGUGGUUUGGUGUCAUUUAACUGCUAUGAUAUGUCAAAUGCUGUCUUUGAAAAUGUCAUCCUCUGGCUGAGUGCUGGUCAUAGUGUUUAAUAAGUACACAAUACUAUGAACAUAUAUGAACACAUAUAUGAACAUGUAGUACUUGGUAUUUGUCUGAUUUGUUGUUGUAUCACUAAAUAAAGACGCAGGUGAGAGCGGGAAAGGGGUUUGUCAACCUUAUUUGUAUUACAGUAAUAUACAGUAUAUAUUUCUUAAAUACAGUGGUUCGUGUCUUGUAAUAGUUGAACAGUCCUUUCGUGACAUUACAGUAAUUGCAUUUGAAGAAAGGAUGGUGGACAUGCCUUAGAAGCUUGUUUUAUGUGAUAGCUACUUUGUGCUUUCUUGUCAGUUCCAUGAAGCAAAACCAACAAGUGUGAAUAUAAUGAAUUCUUACUCAAGUCUUACAGUCUGAUCACCUAUACAUAUCUAUCUGUAUUAAAGUGUGUGACCUGCAAUGAUACUUUAAAGCCAACAGCAAGACUUUCUUUCAUUUCCAGUCACCCUAUGGGGGGAUUCAGGUUGAUCUCAUGAUGAUAUUUCAGGAAGAGACAUGUUCUUCAUUAUGUUUCUGUUUCCUGUCCACUCUUUGCUUCUUUUACAUCAUCUUUGUUGUUCAAUGCUGUAUGAAACGUAUUGAUUUUUGACUGACUGUUGAAACCAUAAUAAACAGAUUUUUAUGA
Salmo salar (Atlantic salmon) is the source of this 3484-nucleotide messenger RNA. RefSeq names its product complexin-3. Gene Ontology annotation, molecular function: syntaxin binding. Gene Ontology annotation, biological process: neurotransmitter transport; regulation of neurotransmitter secretion; synaptic vesicle exocytosis. Gene Ontology annotation, cellular component: SNARE complex; terminal bouton. Lineage: Eukaryota; Metazoa; Chordata; Actinopteri; Salmoniformes; Salmonidae. The record is from RefSeq and is a predicted model, not a curated record.